ACGCGGGCGGUCCCAAGCUCCGGGCGAUCGACGAGCCGCCAAAACCGCGGGGCGGCAGCUCAUGUCUCGCCUCGCCGCGCACAUGACAUUGAUAAUAACACCGUCGUCAGCGCUACCCAAAUUCCCCCAAGGCGCCGCAACGUUCCCCGACGCCGGCCGGCCGCCCACGGCCCUCGCGCGCAUGGGCGGCUUCGCUCCCCACCCCGUCGUCGUCCCCACCGCCGCCAUGGACGGGACCAGCAGCGUUAGCGCGCGGACGGCCUCGUCUCUGUCGUCGUCGUCGUCGUCGCUCGACGACGGCGGCCGUGGCCGGCCUCCGCCGGCCGGGUCGACGCUGGAGCUGCCGUCGCGGAAGCACUACCGGUACCCUUCCCGGUCGGCGAGGCUGUUCCAGAAGCUGCGCCGCUCGCUCCCGCUGCUGACGCUGGCGCCGCGGUGCGGCCGGAUGCAGGUCGGCUCGGCGAGCGAGGUCGCCGCGGCGGCGGCGUCCGGCGGAGGAGGAGGAGGAGCAGCCGACUCGCACCUGAUGUCGCACGUCGUGUCGUCGUUCUCCGGCGCGGCGCGGCCGAUGCGGCGGGUGACGGGGACGCUGUUCGGCCACCGCAAGGGCCGCGUCGCGCUGGCGCUGCAGGAGACGCCGCGCUGCCUGCCCACCCUCGUCAUCGAGCUCGCGAUCCAGACGAACGCGCUGCUCCGGGAGCUCGCCAACCCCGCCGGCGCGCGCAUCGUCCUGGAGACCGAGCGCCGCGCGCCAUCCACGGACGCCGCCGCCGGCAAGCACCGGAGGGCGCCGCCGCUGCUGGACGUGGCGGCGUGGACCAUGUUCUGCAACGGGAGGAAGACCGGGCUCGCGGUGCGGCGGGAGGCGACGGACGACGACCUCGCGGUGCUGGAGACGCUGCGCCCCGUCUCCAUGGGCGCCGGCGUGCUCCCCGCCUCCAACAGGUCGUCGUCGUCGUCGUCUCAGUCGCCGGAGAAGGGGGCGGCGGCGGCGGACGACGAGGUGGCCUACAUGCGCGGCUGCUUCGACCACUUCGUCGGCUCGCGCGACUCCGAGUCGCUCUACAUGAUCGCGCCCCAGGGCGGCGGCACCGGCCCGGAGCUCGCCAUCUUCUUCGUCAGGCUAUGACCACCACCACCACCUACUCGCCGGCUCGCCGGCGAUGCACCGAUCAAUCCAUCGCCACCGCCAUCGCGCGCGCCAUGCAAAGCAAGACGAAGGGCGCGUCGUGAUUCGUGCAGCCCUCUUGACGGCCUCGAGAUUCGUGAGGAGCAGGCGAGCCACCUCGACUCCCUACGUCAGAGAUGGCUUAGCUUAAAUUUAAUCAUCUGAUUAAGCACUAAUCUUGUGCUCUUAGUGGGUGAUUAGGUUGUGAGGAGGUCAUUGCAUAAAUCGGGUUUAAUGGUGGUGCCCAACACCUCAUUGCACACACAAUCUAGUGGAGUACGGAGAAAAUUAUAUUAAUUAAUUAAGUUGCUUGCUUUUGCUUUCU
Molecule: messenger RNA, 1493 nt
Organism: Oryza sativa Japonica Group (Japanese rice)
Lineage: Eukaryota; Viridiplantae; Streptophyta; Magnoliopsida; Poales; Poaceae
Product: protein MIZU-KUSSEI 1
Biological process (GO): hydrotropism
Source: RefSeq, a predicted model, not a curated record